Lotus japonicus is the source of this 1042-nucleotide messenger RNA. RefSeq names its product mitochondrial import inner membrane translocase subunit TIM22-3-like. The record is from RefSeq and is a predicted model, not a curated record. Gene Ontology annotation, molecular function: transmembrane protein transporter activity. The coding region runs from base 105 to 707 and encodes 200 amino acids. The transcript is spliced from 5 exons. Gene Ontology annotation, cellular component: TIM22 mitochondrial import inner membrane insertion complex; chloroplast envelope. Gene Ontology annotation, biological process: protein targeting to chloroplast; protein insertion into mitochondrial inner membrane. Lineage: Eukaryota; Viridiplantae; Streptophyta; Magnoliopsida; Fabales; Fabaceae.
GACGUCAUUUAGGAACUCUGCAAGCAGCAAAAGAUAACAUAGAGAGAGCGCACACACACACACGAAGGUAACGACGCUCCAAUAACACACACCUCAGCUCAGCCAUGGCCACGGCGGAUUCCGACGACAUCACUCAGCCUCCGCCUCAGGUUUCUUCCAAUCCUCCGACCAACGCCCUUGUCCCUGCUACUCCUGCCGUCUGCCUAGUCCGCUUCGCCACCGACUCUGCCGGCGGCGCUUUCAUGGGCUCCGUCUUCGGAUACGGUGCUGGGCUAUUUAAGAAAAAAGGUUUUAAAGGAUCCUUUGUUGAAGCGGGGUCUUAUGCAAAGACAUUUGCAGUUUUGUCUGGAGUUCACAGUUUGGUUGUUUGCAUCUUGAAAAGACUUCGAGGAAAGGAUGAUGUCAUUAAUGCUGGGGUAGCUGGAUGUUGCACUGGUCUAGCUCUAAGUUUUCCAGGUGCACCACAAGCUCUUCUGCAGAGCUGCCUCACUUUUGGGGCUUUUUCUUUCGUUAUGGAAGGGUUAAACAAGCAGCAGCCAGCACUUGCACUUCCCAUGUCCUGGAAAACAACUGCGCUACAUAAUGCACGUCCUCCCUUUGCACUCCCCCUGCAACUCCCACUUCCCGAUGAAAUGAAAGAAGCCUUUUCCUCUUUCUGCAAGUCUUUGAAAAAGCGCAACAAGGGAGCUUUUCCUACAUCCCAAUAAGUAAUCAGGGUAUCUUGGUUUUGUAGCAUCAUGUUCAUGUAGAUAAGACGUGCACCCUUCUUUGACUUUAUUUAGGGCUUCCUUGUAGCUUUUGUCAACAUUUCUUUUAGAAGAAGUUGAGGGUGACAAACAAUUGUCCAUGGAGAUAGGUUGUUACAUCAUGUUACUGAGUUCCAAUCUAACGCCAUCUUGGUUCUAUUCUAUCCUGUUCUUUCUUGGUGGAUUGUUGGAACUUGAAAGGCAUACGGUGUGAUGAUUGAUUGAGCUUGAGUGCUUGACUUAUGCAGUUAUUAUCCAAAGCACAUUAGUAUGAAAUGGCGGCAAUUUCUGUUUAA